This is a messenger RNA of Neogale vison (American mink), 3448 nucleotides long. RefSeq names its product PMS1 homolog 1, mismatch repair system component (gene PMS1). The transcript has 14 exons. The record is from RefSeq and is a predicted model, not a curated record. Gene Ontology annotation, molecular function: ATP hydrolysis activity; mismatched DNA binding; ATP-dependent DNA damage sensor activity. Gene Ontology annotation, biological process: mismatch repair. The coding region runs from base 352 to 3375 and encodes 1007 amino acids. Lineage: Eukaryota; Metazoa; Chordata; Mammalia; Carnivora; Mustelidae. Gene Ontology annotation, cellular component: MutLalpha complex.
AAGCGGGCGCCGCCGGUCUGGGGCGCGCGCGUGGAGCGCGGCCUUUAAGCGGGGCUCGGCGGGUGCCUGACCGCUUUGGCGCUUCCUGACUGAACGCCGCGGGGGCUUCGCUGCAGCGCGUGGCCGGGGCCUUCUGAGGGCGGGAUUUCGAGUUUGUGCCGGCGGACACCGUGCGGACGGCCGCGGCUCGCAGCCGGCUGUGUGUGGUGGUCUGUGGCGGCGCUCGCGGGGCGCAAGCGAACAGUCGCUGCACCGUGAUACCGCCUGGUGCCGUGGGUGCGCCCGCACGGCGGGGAGGGCGCGGGGUGACGCGCCGAGGAGGUGGAGGCUGCCGAGCGAGCUUACCGGAGAAUGGAGAGAAGGUCAGGCUGUUCGGAUUUACCUCGGAGAUCCAGCCUCGUCGCCGUGGCCGUUCACGACGCCGAUCGCCUCGCGGAGGCACCUCGCGGGCCUCCAGCGACUUUGCGGGACGGUCUCUUCCAGGCGAGUUCGGUUCCCUGCCGGCGAGUGUGGACGGAGACGGACGCCGGGUGCGCGCCCGCUACUCUACUAAAAGCUAGAAUGAAACAGUUGCCUGCAGCAACAGUGCGCCUCCUUUCAAGUUCUCAAAUAAUCACUUCAGUGGUCAGUGUGGUGAAAGAGCUCAUUGAAAACUCCUUGGAUGCAGGUGCCACAAGCAUAGAUGUUAAACUGGAGAACUAUGGAUUUGAUAAAAUUGAGGUACGAGACAAUGGUGAGGGUAUCAAGGCCAUUGAUGCACCUGUAAUGGCAGUGAAAUACUAUACUUCAAAAAUAAAUAGUCAUGAAGAUCUUGAAAAUUUGACAACUUACGGUUUUCGUGGAGAAGCCUUGGGAUCAAUUUGUUGUGUAGCUGAGUGUUUUUUUUUUAUAUUCCAGGUUUUAAUUACUACAAGGACAGCUUCCGAUAAUUUUAGCACCCAGUAUGUUUUAGAUGGCAGCGGCCACAUAAUUUCUCAAAAACCUUCACAUCUUGGUCAAGGUACAACUGUAACUGCUUUAAAAUUGUUUAAGAAUCUCCCUGUAAGAAAGCAGUUCUACUCAACUACUAAAAAAUGUAAAGAUGAAAUUAAAAAGGUCCAGGAUCUCCUCAUAAGCUAUGGUUUACUUAAGCCUGACUUACGGAUUGUUUUUAUACAUAACAAGGCAGUUAUUUGGCAGAAAAAUAGAGUAUCUGAUCAUAAGAUGGCUCUCAUGUCUGUUCUGGGGACUGGCGUUAUGGGCAAUAUGGAACCCUUUCAGUACCGCGCUAAAGAAUCUCAGAUUUAUCUAAGUGGAUUUCUUCCAAAGCAUGAUGCAGACCACUCUUUAACAAGUCUUUCAACCCCAGAAAGGAGUUUUAUCUUUAUAAACCAACGACCAAUACAUCAAAAAGACAUAUUAAAGUUAAUCCGACAUCAUUACAAUCUGAAGUGCCUAAAGGAACCAACUCGUUUGUAUCCCAUUUUCUUUCUGAAAAUUGACGUUCCUACAGCUGAUGUGGACGUAAAUUUAACACCAGAUAAAAGUCAAGUAUUAUUACAGAAUAAGGAAUCUGUUUUAAUUGCUCUUGAAAAUCUGAUGACGACUUGUUAUGGAUCACUACCUAGUACAGAUUCUUACGAAAAUAAUAAAACAGAUGUUUCCUCAGCUGACAUCGUUGUUAGUAAUACAACAGAAACAGAUGUGCUUUUUAAUAAGAUGGAAUCAUCUGGAAAUAAUUAUCCAAAUGUUGAUACUUCAGCCAUUCCUUUCCAAAAUGAUGUGCAUAAUGAUAAAUCUGGGAAAAAUACUAAUUAUUGUUUAAAUCAUCAGAUACAUGUUGAUGACCAUUAUGAUGAUCAGUAUAAUAGUGAAAAUUCCAACAUUGCUAGAAACAGUAGAAAUACAUUUCAAGAGAUCCCAGUGAAUAAUUUAUCUUGUGAGGAUGUCCGGAAGGAAUGUAGUGAGACUUGUUUUGUAGGUUCCGUUAAGCAUACCCAAUCAGAAAAUAGCAAUAAAAGCAAUAGCGCUGGGAGUGGGAAAAAUGAGGAAGCAGCAGUUCCUGAGAAGUCUUUGGAAAUCUGUGCAGAUGACUGGAGCAAGGGAAAUACACUUAAAAAUUCAAUGGGAGAAAACAUUGAACCUGUGAAAAUUUUAGUGCCUCGAGAAAGUUCGGCAUGUGAACUCAAUAAUAAAGCUUAUCCAAGCCCUGAACAAAAGAAUCUCAGUGAAGGUUCCUGUAACAAAAAAUCAAAUGUGCUAGAUAACAAAUCUGGACAGCUUACAGCAUAUGAUUUAAUUAGCAAUCGGGUAGUCAGAAAACCCAUGUCAGCAAGCGCCCUUUUUAUUCAAGAUCAUCGUGCUCAGUUUCUCACAGAAAAUUCUAAGACCAAUUUGGAGGAUACAACAGUACAAAUUGAAGAACUGUGGAAGACAUUGAGUGAAGAGAAGAAACUGAAAUACGAAGAGAAAGCUACUAAAGAUUUGGAACGAUACAAUAAGCAAAUCAAGAGAGCCACUGAACAGGAAUUACAAACAUCAUUUAAGGAUGGCAGAAAAAAGAUAAAGCCCACCAGUGCAUGGAAUUUGGCACAGAAGCACAAAUUGAAAACUUCAUUAUCUAAUCAGCCUAAACUUGAUGAGCUCUUUCAGUCCCAAAUUGAAAAAAAGAACCAAAACAUUAAAAUAGUUCAGAUCCCCUUUUCUAUGGAAAACUUAAAAAAAAAUUUUGAGAAACAUAAAUUUGACUUAGAAGAGAAGGAGGAACUUUGCUUGCUCCACAAUCUCAAGUUUCCUGAUGCGUGGUUAAUUACAUCCAAAACAGAGGUAAUGCUAUUAAAUCCUUACAGAGUGGAAGAAGCCCUGCUAUUUAAAAGACUUAUUGAGAAUCAUAAACUUCCUGCAGAGCCACUGGAAAAGCCAAUUAUAUUAACAGAGAGUCUUUUUAAUGGAUCUCAUUAUUUAGAGAUUUUAUGUAAAAUGACCACAGAUGAUCAGAGAUACAGUGGAUCAGCUUACCUGUCCGAUCCUCGUCUAACAGCAAAUGGUUUCAAGAUAAAAUGGAUACCAGGCAUUUCCAUUGCUGAAGACUACUUGGAAAUAGAAGAAAUGGCUAAUUGUCUCCCAUUCUAUGGAGUGAUGGACUUAAAAGAAAUUCUUAAUGCUAUAUUAAACAAAAAUGCAAAGGAAGUUUAUGAAUGUAGACCUCGCAAAGUGAUAAGCUACUUAGAGGGAGAAGCAGUGCGUCUAUCUAGACAGUUGCCCAUGUACUUAUCCAAAGAGGAUGUCCAAGACAUUAUCUACAGAAUGAAGGACCAAUUUGGAAAUGAAAUUAAAGGGUGUGUUCAUGGUCGCCCAUUUUUUCAUCAUUUAACCCAUAUUCCAGAAGAUACCUGAUUAAAUAUGUUUAAGAAAAUUUGUUACUAUUAAAGUUGUUUUGGUAAUAAAAUAAUAGGAGUCAGUCUUUAAA